Mobula hypostoma (lesser devil ray) is the source of this 18411-nucleotide messenger RNA. It is a transcript of the gene hspg2, whose product is annotated as heparan sulfate proteoglycan 2. Lineage: Eukaryota; Metazoa; Chordata; Chondrichthyes; Myliobatiformes; Myliobatidae. The transcript has 93 exons. Gene Ontology annotation, molecular function: calcium ion binding; protein binding; axon guidance receptor activity. Gene Ontology annotation, biological process: homophilic cell-cell adhesion; synapse organization. Bases 175 to 12615 code for a protein of 4146 amino acids. The record is from RefSeq and is a predicted model, not a curated record. Gene Ontology annotation, cellular component: neuronal cell body; plasma membrane; axon.
AGCGGACGGACGGGCGGGCGUUGCCACUGCCUAGAGCAGAGGCUGGAGGGGCGGUGCGGACUUGUGGUUGCACCGUGGUGAAUAGAGCAGCUCAGGGACGGUGCUGCUCCGAUCCAGGGACUCUGAACAAGUUGACGGUGGCAGCGAGAGCGGGAGGGCGCCGGGCACAGAAAAAUGCGAGGCAGCGAAGCGUGGCCGGUUGGCUGGCGGCUCCUCAUUCACGUACUUCUGCUCUCCUUCGCUGUUGUAAAUGCAUCGAGGGUUUUGGAUGAAGUCCCAAUCCCAUUGGAUUCGGAGUUGCAUCAGAGUCACCAUAGAGAGAAGAGGUUGUACUCACUAACAUCAGACGAUGAGGACCUUACUGUGUCUGCUGAAGGCAGUGCUGAUUUUGAAGAGGGCAGCACACCAGAUAUGUUCAAUUACACCACAGAACAUUUUCCAACAACUCCACAGGGAAAGAAAACAGUUUACUACCGGGUGUUGGUGAACUUCACAAAUUCAAUCGAGUACACUUCAGAACUGGAAGAUUUUGAGUCUGCAUCUUUCAGAGAAAUAUCUGAAGGAAUCAUAGACACGCUUGAAUCUGAAUUCUACAGGAUCUCAGGAGACCAGUCAGUCACUGUGGUGUGGAUUAGAGAAGUGGGCAAAAGUGUGAUCGUGGAGUUGGAUGUGGGAUCUGAUGGCAACAGCGACGAUGUGGAGAUAAAAGAUGUGGUGUUCUCGGCUGUUAAAAGUGGAUCCAUUGGCCCUUAUGAAACGUCACUUCAAGGCUUCUCAUUCCGGCACCUUGGUGAAGAGAUCAUAUCAUCACCUCGCCCAUGCCAGUCCAAUGAAUUUUCCUGUGGGUCUGGUGAGUGCGUCCCUCUUGAUUAUCGCUGUGACAUGAGAGCAGACUGCAGUGAUAUGUCUGAUGAAGACAACUGUGCAGAAACAACUGAUGCCAUUCCCACUCCUCCGAUUGUCCAGCCAGUCGGACCAGAAGACACCACGUCUGUGCUUGUCAUCACCAGACCUGACAGGCCAGUGCAGAUUCCUACAGUUUCUGCACCAAUUACUGCAGCCACUUUUAUGAGACCCUGUUCAAUAGACAAGGCUGUGUGCCAGAAUGGUCAGUGUAUCCCCAGGGACUAUCUGUGUGAUGGUGAAAAAGACUGCAGCGAUGGCAGUGAUGAACUAGAUUGUGGAACACCAUCACCAUGUGAGCCUAAUGAGUUCAAGUGCAAGAAUGGUCGCUGUGCUGUCAAGUUGUGGCGCUGUGAUGGUGACAAUGAUUGUGGGGACAACUCUGAUGAGGAAUACUGUCCUACCAGAGGGCCUGGGGACAUGUGUGCCCCUGAGCAGUUUGUCUGUGUGUCCAACCGGUUGUGUAUUCCUGCCAGCUACCAAUGCGAUGAGGAGGCCGACUGCCCUGAUCGCUCAGAUGAAUUUGGAUGCACCCCUCCUCAGGUGAUCACACCACCAGAAGAAACAGUGAUGGUGAAGCGUGGUGCCACCGUCACCCUCACCUGCGUGGCGGCUGGAGUCCCCACCCCCAUCAUCACCUGGAGGCUAAAUUGGGGUCACAUCCCUGCCAGCAGCAGAGUUACAAUGACAAGUCAAAACGGACAGGGCACGCUGAUCAUUCGGGAUGUCAAAGAAUCUGACCAAGGGGCGUACACCUGCGAGGCUAUCAAUGCCAGAGGGAUGAUUUUUGCAAUCCCUGAUGCACUACUUGUUCUGAAAUCCAACUCAGGAUUCUGUUCAGAAGGUCACUUCAAUGUGGAAGGUACACUGCAAUGUAUUCCCUGUUUCUGCUUUGGUCUUACGAAAAACUGUGUUCCUACAAGUCGCUACAGAGACCAGAUACAUCUUCGUUUUACAGAAGAAGAUAAUUUUAUGGGUGUGAAUGUGACGGUGCCGACCCAGCCAGCAACACUUCCGCUCUCCACCUCCCAAAUGGUGGUGGACCCCAACUACGGAGAGUUUCAGCUCGUCGAUCUUUCAAGACGCUUCCUCAACCAGGAGACUUUCUGGAUUCUGCCAAAGCAGUUUUUGGGAAAUAAGAUCGAUUCUUAUGGUGGUUACCUGCACUACAAGGUUCGCUACAGUGUGCCGAGAGGACAAGUGGAGUCUGAAGUAAAACCCGAUGUCAUUAUAACAGGAAAUGGAAGAAAAUUAAUCUACAAAGACAAGAAACCUACUCAGCCCAAUAUCAUCAAUCAGAAAGAAAUUCUCUUCACUGAGGAUCACUGGCAGCAUGAGUCAGGCACUGCAGUUACCCGGGAAGACCUCAUGAUGACUUUGGCUAAUCUGGACAGCAUUCUUAUUCGAACAAAGUAUGACAACAGGAUGGCCAGUGUCGGCCUGAGUGACAUUGUCAUGGAUACCACCAGUGUGGAGUUCACAACCCUGGGAAAACCACUACUUGUUGAGGAAUGCAGAUGCCCUCAGAGUUACAUGGGUCUUUCCUGUGAGAGCUGUGCCUCUGGAUUUAAUCGUAUUGCCACAGGCUCGUACCUCGGUGUAUGUGAUGGCUGCAGCUGCAAUGGUCAUGCUAGCACCUGUGACAAGGUUACUGGGUACUGUCUGAACUGCCAGCAUAACACAGAGGGCCCACAGUGUGACAAGUGCAAACCAGGGUUUUUUGGCAAUCCCACCCGAGGAACUCCCAAUGACUGCAUGCCCUGCCCCUGCCCAUUCAUUGAAUCCAACAGCAGGUUUUCAGACAGCUGUUUCCUGGACACAGACGGGCGUCCCACCUGUGAUGCCUGUCGGACUGGCUACGCUGGGCGACGAUGUGAAACUUGUGCUGCUGGUUACACUGGAAACCCACUGGCUCCAGGUGGAAAAUGCACGCCAAGUGCAGGUGAAAUUGCAAAGUGUGACCCCAAGGGAACUGACUUCACAAAUCAAUUGGAAGGAUAUUGUGUGUGCAAGCCCAAUGUUGUUGGAAGAUUAUGUAAUGAAUGCAAAAAGGGAUCCUUCAAUUUAGAUGACUCUAAUGUGGAUGGCUGCCUGAAAUGUUUCUGCAUGGGGAACAGCAAAGACUGUGCCAGUUCAUCUUGGCACAGAGACCAGGUGCGGGGAGGUUUUGAUGCCCAGAAGCAGAGUCUUUAUGCAUUGAGCAAUAUGGCAGACACUCGUAGGACGUCUGAAGGAAUUCAGUUCAGUGCUUCAAAUGAGCUGACUUUUACAGCUUUUGCCACGAUCCCUCGAGACAUCUACUACUUAGUUCUGCCUGAGCAUUUUAAAGGUGAUAAGGUUACUUCCUAUGGAGGGAAAUUACAAUACACCGUCCUACACAGGAUCUCGCCUGGUGCCUCACUUGUCACCGGACUCCCGGAUGUAAUUCUACGAGGCAACAACAUAUUCCUGGAGCACUACACCAGGAGACCGGAACAGGGUGUACACACCACCAUUACAGUCCCCUUUAAAGAAACGGAAUGGCGCCGUGCGGAUGGACAACCUGCCACCAGAGAACACUUCCUAAUGGCUUUGGCUGAUAUUAAGCUUUUGAUGAUCCGAGCAAGUUAUUCUGAAGGAACAACUGAGGCGAGGAUUUCCCAGAUCCUUAUGGAUGUUGCAGUCCCACAUUCCACUGGGCAAAAACAAGCUGUAGAGGUUGAGGAAUGUGUCUGCCCAGAAGGCUACAGAGGAUCAUCGUGCCAGGAAUGUGACGUUGGCUACGUACGGAAAGCAAGUGGCCUUUACCUGGGGACCUGCGAGCGUUGUGGUUGCAAUGGUCAUUCCGACUGUGAUUUUCAGACGGGAAAAUGCCUGGUAUGCAAACACAACACCCAGGGCCAAAGCUGUGAGCAGUGUAUGCCGGGUUUCUAUGGUGAUGCCACAAUUGGAAGGCCAGACGACUGUCAACCUUGCCCCUGCCCAGGAACAACCACCUCAAAUCAGUUUUCAUCGACUUGUUUCUUGGACUCAGAUGGAAAGCCAACGUGUAAUAAUUGCCCAAGUGGCUUCGGAGGCAGGAACUGUGAAAGAUGUGCUCCAGGAUACACUGGGAAUCCCGUAUUUGGGGAACAUUGCAUCAUUGCAGACCGUUGUACUUGUGACUGGAGAGGCAGCACUGAAACUCAAUGUGAUGCUGUUGGAAGCUGCCCAUGCAAGCCUAACGUGGAAGGGAAGACCUGUGACAGCUGCAAACAUGGUUAUUUCUUCCUGAGUGCAGACAACAGAGAAGGAUGCCUGCCUUGCUUCUGUAUGGGGGUGAUCCAGAAAUGCAGCAGCUCCUCGUACUACAGGAAACUGGUCACCAGCCCAUUUAUUCCACCAAAUAACUUCCAGAACUUCUCCUUGGUGAGCCGCCAGCGCAGUACACACAUCAACUCUGGAUUCACGGUGACUGUGAGGGAGGGCCAGCCACAGCUCUCUUUUGGACGUUUUGGGCAGUACACCCAGGAGUCCUACUAUUGGCAGCUUCCAGAAGCAUUUCAAGGGGACAAGGUGACAUCCUAUGGUGGACUGCUUCGAUAUACCCUGUCCUACGACUCGGGGUUCCGGGGUGCCUCAGCCGAGGAUGCGGAUGUCCAGAUCAUUGGUAAUGACAUCACAUUAGUCACCCACCACACUCACCAGCUGCAGCCGGGAGAGACCAGGACCUUUGAAGUCAUGUUCAAAGAGCAAUUCUGGAAACGUCCGGAUAAGCAGCCUGCCACCAGGGAGCACCUGCUGAUGGUCCUGGCCGAUCUGGAUGAAGUUCUCAUCCGAGCCACCUAUUCGACAGAGAUGAUCUCAGCCAGCCUGUCUGAUGUGAGCAUGGAGAUUGCGGUGCCCUACCACACCGGCCUAGCACUGGCCCGAGAGGUGGAGGAAUGUCACUGUCCACCAGGCUACCACGGCUUGUCUUGUCAGGACUGUGCACCUGGUUACACAAGGACUGGAGGAGGUCUGUACCUGGGACACUGUGAGCGGUGCGACUGUAAUGGACACUCAGACACUUGCCAUCCGGAGACUGGUGCUUGCAUGAACUGUUUACAUAACACUGCUGGGGAGUUCUGUGCUCACUGCGCGCCUGGGUAUUAUGGUGAUGCCACAACCAGAACUCCAGGGGAUUGCCAACCCUGUGCUUGUCCUCUGACGAUCCCAGAAAACCAGUUCUCACCCAUCUGUGAGAGCAAUGGUGUGGGUGGUUACACGUGUUCAGCCUGUCUACCAGGCUACACUGGGCAGCACUGUGAAAGCUGUGCUCCUGGGUAUACUGGAAAUCCUGGAAUUCCAGGACAGAGGUGCCUUCCGAUUGAUCACAAUCCUUUCGUGGUUAGUGUCAUCCCUCCGAGAGUGGAAGUGGAACAGGGUGGCACAGUGAGUCUGAGGUGCCAGGUCAUUGGCCAAGCUCCUUUCUACUACUACUGGAGCAGAGCUGACGGUCGGGCCCUGUCCAGCCGCGUUCAGCAAAGAGGCCAAGGAGAAGAACUUUUGAUCCAUGAAAUCAAUCCAUCUGAUGCUGGGAUUUAUAUAUGUACAUGCCGAAAUUUAGAGCGCACCAAUUCAAGUCAGGUUGAAGUCAUUGUUUCUGCCCCUUCUUUCAAAGCCAUAACUGUGACAGUGGAAGAACCAAAGACACAGACUGUGAUAACUGGCGUCACUGUCAGUUUCAUCUGCACAGCAAAGAGUCAGUCCCCAGCAUACACACUAGUGUGGACCCGUCAGCUUGGAGGUAAACUGCCAAGCACUGCAGUGGACUUCAAUGGAAUCUUGACCAUACGUAACGUUCGUCCAGAGGAUGCUGGCGUAUAUGUCUGCACGGGCUCCAACAUGCUUGCAAUGGACGAAGGCACUGCUGUCCUACACGUGUCAGCUACAUCACAGAUCCAGUUUCAGGCAUUUGAAACAGUAGGAUACAGUCAACCAACAGCACCUGUAGCCACCAUCGAACCUACCAUCCUUAGAGUUAAACAGGGACAAACUGCUGAAUUCCGAUGCACUGCAACUGGGAAUCCUCCUCCCACCUUGGAAUGGUUCGGAGGUCAAGGUAAUAUUAUUUCACCAAAUGCAGUAAUUCAGGGUGGACUCCUCCGUAUCGUCGCUACAGAGCAUUCCGAUGAAGCAGAGUAUUCUUGCAAAGCAUCAAACAGUGCUGGACACCACAUCGCCACAACAAUUCUCUAUGUGCAAAGUGUUGGUAACGUGCCUCAGGUACAAGUCAGUCCCCAGCGGGUCGAGGUCCCGGAGGGUGAUACAGUAAGGUUGUACUGUCGAGCAGGAGGACAUCCUUCACCAACACUCACAUGGAAGAAACAUGGAGGAGAACUACCACCCCAGGCCAAGAUUGAACAUGCUAACAUUGGGAGUCUCAUUAUCCCCUCGAUCACGGCUGCCCAAGCCGGUGUCUACCUGUGUGUGGGAACCAAUGUGGUGGGCUCCUCGGAAGGUCGCAUCGAAGUCACAGUCUUUGCCUCUCAAGGAUCUGUGCCCUUGGUUCGCAUUCAUCCUUCCCCUGCCACAGUAGCUGAGGGAGGGAAGCUGGAGUUAUUCUGUCAAGCGACCGGAGACCCUCAGCCUAAGAUCGCCUGGCGCAGGUCCCAUGGCUAUCUGACCUCCAAUCACCAGGCUCACGGCCCCAUGCUGCGCAUCCGACAAGCAAGCCGCGCUGAUGCCGGGGAUUACAUCUGUCACGCUGAGAACAGCCUUGGGAUGCAGGAUGUGGCAGUGUCUGUUUCAGUCACACCUGCUGCUUCACCAGGAAGAACUGUGCCGACAGUGAGGGUUUACUCCUCUCCGAGCACUGUGACCGAGGGAGAAAUGCUGGAGUUGCACUGCCAGGUCACAGGUUAUCCACAGCCCAGGAUCACGUGGCACAGGGCAGGCGGCUCUCUGACAGCCAAUCACCAGGUCCAGGGUUCUGUGCUGCGCAUCCUGCACAUGAUGCCUUCUGACAUCGGGGAUUACAUCUGCCGUGCUGAAAAUAUCCAUGGAUCACGGGAGGUCAAAUUCGCUCUCUCUGUCACCACCUCACCCUCACAAAGUCGACCCCCGACUGUGAUGGUUUACCCCUCUCCUACCUCUGUAACUGAGGGAGAAACAGUGGAGUUACACUGCCAGGUCACAGGACAACCACAGCCCAGGAUCACAUGGUACAGGACAGGCAGUUCUCUAACCAGCAAUCACCAGGUGCAGGGUCCUAUGCUGCGCAUCCUUCACAUGACUCCCGCUGACACCGGGGAUUACAUCUGCCGUGCUGAAAACGUCCUUGGAAUGCAGGAGGUCAAAUUCUCUGUCUCCAUCACUUCAACAUCACAAAGUCGGCCCCCGACUGUGAUGGUUUACCCCUCUCCUACCUCUGUAACUGAGGGAGAAACAGUGGACUUACACUGCCAGGUCACAGGACAACCACAGCCCAGGAUCACAUGGUACAGGACAGGCAGUUCUCUAACCAGCAAUCACCAGGUACAAGGACCUGUGCUGCGCAUCCUUCACGUGACUCCUGCUGACACUGGGGAUUAUAUCUGCCGUGCCGAAAAUGUUCUUGGAAUGCAGGAAAUCAAAUUUUCUGUCUCCAUCACUUCGACGUCACAAAGUCGACCCCCGACUGUGAUGGUUUACCCCUCUCCUACCUCCGUAACUGAGGGAGAAACAGUGGAGUUACACUGCCAGGUCACAGGACAACCACAGCCCAGGAUCACAUGGUACAGGACAAGCAGUUCUCUAACCAGCAAUCACCAGGUUCAGGGUCCUGUGCUGCGCAUCCUUCACGUGACUACUGCUGACACUGGGGAUUACAUCUGCCAUGCCGAAAAUGCUCUUGGAAUGCAGGAGGUCAAAUUCUCUGUCUCCAUCACUUCGACAUCAGAAAGUCGGCCCCCGACUGUGAUGGAUUACCCUUCUCCUACCUCUGUAACUGAGGGAGAAACAGUGGAGUUACACUGCCAGAUCACAGGACAACCACAGCCCAGAAUCACAUGGUACAGGGCAGGCAGCUCUCUAACCAGCAAUCACCAGGUGCAGGGUCCUGUGCUGCGCAUCCUUCACAUGACUUCCGCUGAUGUUGGGGAUUACAUCUGCCGCGCUGAAAACAUCCUUGGAAUGCAGGAGGUCAGAUUCUCCGUCUCCAUCACUUUGACAACACAUGGAACAGCUCCCAAAGUGAGGGUUUACUCCUCUCCUGACAAAGUAACAGCCGGAGAAAUGCUGGAGUUACACUGCCAGGCCACGGGACAACCAGAACCUAGGGUCACAUGGUACAGGACAGCUGGUCAUCUAACAACCAAUCACCAGGUGCAGGGUCCUGUGCUACGCAUCCUUCGCGUGAGUCCCGCUGACACCGGGGAUUACAUCUGCCGCGCCGAAAACACCCUUGGAAUGCAAGAGGUCAAAUUCUCUCUCUUGGUCAGCUCCACAUCAUCCUACUAUGAAGGUGCACCGAUAGUGAGGGAGCGGCCCACACCCACCUCAGUAAGAGAAGGAGGCAUGCUGGAGCUACAUUGCCAGAUCACAGGGCAGCCAGAGCCCAUGAUUACUUGGUACAAGUUGGCAGGUUCUCUCACCGAUAGACACCUGGUGGAGGGUUCAGUACUGCGGAUUCUGCAGGUGACUCCUGAGGAUGUUGGGGAUUACAUCUGCCGCGCCGAAAACAUCUUUGGAACGGAGCAACUGACGUUUCUGGUCUCACUCAUCUCCACAACAUCCAGGGACCAAUUACCUGUUAUAAUGCCCGGGCCACAGGAUGUUACAGAAAUCGAAGGCAAUGAUGUGACCCUUCAGUGUCACGUUUCGGAGGGAGCUCGGCCAUUCACGAUAGAGUGGAAAACACCUCAUCAACACCAACCAGACAAUAUAAAGAUCAGUGGCGAUGGCUCUGUCAUAACCAUCAGUAGGAUUCGCCAACAAGACCAAGGCCAGUACAAAUGUGUGGCUCGCAAUCGGUUUGGAUCAGCAUUCAGAAUAACGACCCUGGUCGUACAAGGGUUUCCCACUGUGUCCAUCUCUCCCCAAGGUCCAGUCCGGCUAGGUGUGGGUAAUUCCAUCACACUGGAAUGUGUAGGUAUGGGAGAGCCUCGUCCUACAAUAAGCUGGCAUCGGGUUAAUGGCAGGACAAGGAACAACUUGGGGAGACAGGUGCUAAAGGAAGGCGAUCCCAUCCUGACAAUUUCUUCUGCCCGGCUGCAGGAUUCUGGAAUCUACUCCUGCAGGUCCACGAAUAUGUUUGGAAAAGCAGAAGCACAGGUGGAGGUCAUAGUCGAGCGUUCAGCCUCCACACCUCAAGCUCCUCAGGUUACCGCAGAGGAACCUUCAAUAACCACCACAGCAGGCCAGACCGCUACCCUGCGUUGUUCAGCUACUGGUUAUCCCACUCCAAUUAUUCAGUGGUCUAAACUGCGGGCCCCAUUGCCAUGGCAACACAAGAUUGUUGAUGGAGCAUUGGUUAUUCCUCACGUAGGACUGCAGGACUCUGGCCAGUACAUCUGCAAUGCCUCCAAUUCUGCUGGAUUCAAUGAGCUCUUCAUAAUGCUGGAUGUCGAAACAACACCGUAUGCCACCUUUGAUGUCGAGACUGUCACCGUUCGUGUGGGUGAGAUUAUCCGGUUGCACUGCCUUUCCCAAGGAACCCCACCAAUCACAUAUGAAUGGUCUAAAGUAAAUGGAACCUUACCUAACCGGGCUAUCAAAGGCAAUGGAAUCCUGCAGAUUAACCUCGCCGUGGUGUCUGACUCGGGCAAGUACCGGUGUCUGGUGAAGAACAGAGUUGGUGAAAGUGAUGCGGUUGCAACAGUAAAUGUGAGAUCUCCCCCGGCUGCACGAGUAUCCCCACAGAUUGAGGUGAAAAACGUCGGUGGUACUGUGGAAUUCACCUGCUCCGUUAUUGGUCACCCAGCACCCAAGGUCGAGUGGUUGAAGGAGGGAGGUCGCCUGCCACCAAAUCACAAAAUCACAAAAGGAGUUUUGAGAAUUCACAACAUACAAGAAGGAAAUGAAGGAGUUUACAUCUGCAGAGCAUCUAACCAGUUUGGACGGGCACAGGACAGUGCCAAACUGGUCAUCCAAGCUCUACCCAUUGUCAUGAUAAACGUAAGAACAUCCAUGCAGAUGGUAAUGGUUGGUGGCUCAGUGGAAUUCGAAUGCCAAGCAAUCGGAGAUCCCCAGCCUUUCGUCCGGUGGAGUAAGGUGGAGGGAACAAUGUCGCCUGAAGUCCUUAUUCGGAAUGGAAUGCUGAAAAUUGAGUACGUGAAGGAAUCUGAUGCUGGACGUUACAGGUGUACAGCCACCAAUGAUGUGGGAUCUGUCCAGUCUGAGGUGGUUCUGUAUGUACAGACCGUUCCCAUGAUUGCCCCUCACCCAGAACUGAAAGAAGUUGCCAUCGGAUCCACGGCUGUUUUCCCUUGUCUAGCCUCGGGCUUCCCAGUACCAGAGGUGACCUGGAGUAAGCUGGAGGGAGACCUCCCCCCUGGGGCUUACGUUGAGAAUAACGUGUUGACCAUACCUUCUGCUGGCUCUGAACAUACUGGAACGUAUGUCUGCACAGCCACUAAUGAACAAGGAACUGAGACAGCCUACGCAAUGCUGAAAGUGCGAGAACGCAAGAUCCCAUACUUCACGCGACAUUCCUACAUUGCUGUGCCUACCAUAAAAGAUGCCUACCAUGAGUUUGAAAUCAAAAUAACAUUCCGUCCGGAUGCAGCUGAUGGUAUGAUCAUAUACAAUGGGCAAAAGAAGACAGCUGGAGCAGAUUUCAUCUCUUUUGCAUUAGUGGGAGGCAGACCUGAAUUCAGGUUUGACGUGGGAUCUGGCAUGGCUACCAUCCGCCAUCCAAAUCCCAUCAGUCUGGGAGAAUAUCACACCGUGGUGUUGUAUCGGAACUUAACUCAGGGCUCCCUGUUCGUGGACAACAAUCCUCCUACCAAUGGCAGCUCUCAGGGGAAUUUCCGAGGUCUGGAUUUGAAUGAAGAGCUGUAUGUUGGUGGAUACCUCAACUUCGAUAACAUUUCGAAAGUAACUGGAAGUAACAGUGGAUUUGUGGGUUGCAUCCGCCAGCUGAUCAUUCAAGGUGAUGAGGUGAUCUUCUCAGCUUCAGACCUGAAAGCCAAGGGAAUAUCCAACUGUCCUGUCUGCAAAGAUAAUCCUUGCAAGAAUGGAGGUCGAUGUGUUGACUCUGAGACCAGCAGCUAUGUGUGUCACUGCAGGGAAGGGUUUACUGGGAGCAAUUGUGAAUAUUCACAGGCUCUACACUGUCACCCAGAGGCCUGUGGUCCAGAUGCAACUUGUGUGAACAGACCGGAUGGCCUUGGUUACACCUGCCGCUGCCACCUUGGUAAAAGUGGGUCAAAAUGUAUGGAUGGUGUCUUGAUUACAGCUCCUUCCUUCAGAGGGGGUGAUUCCUUUGUGACAUAUCCACCACUGACAAAUGUUCACAAUGAGUUGACAAUUGAGCUGGAGUUCAAACCUCGCUCACCUACGGGCCUCAUGUUCUACAGCAGCGGGAAGAGGAUGAAAAUGAACGACUUCAUCUCUAUUGCCAUGCUCAAUGGGCAUGUGGAAUUCCGCUAUGACUUAGGAUCAGGACUAGCUAUUCUGAAGAGUGUCAACCCAGUGUCUCUCCACAAAUGGCACCGGCUAAGAGCAUACCGACAUGACAGGAAUGGCUCAUUGACUGUCGACAAAGAAGAAGAGAUCCGAAAUGUCUCUCCAGGGAAAAGCCAAGGCCUUAAUCUUCGAAGCCCUAUGUAUCUUGGUGGUGUGUCAAGGUCAGAGAUUCUUCCGAAAGCGAUCAAUGUAACAGAAGGAAUUGAUGGGUGUAUUGCCAAGGUGUCGAUCAAUGGGAAGAAAGUGGACAUCUCCUACACAUUUACUGAAAGCCAAGACGUGGAUCAGUGUUAUGACAACUCACCAUGUGACCGUGAGCCUUGCCAGAAUGGUGGAAGGUGUCUGAUGACUGGAGAGUACGAGUUUCAGUGCAUCUGCACAAGUGAAUAUCAGGGUGUACACUGUGAAAUUUUCCAGGACAGCUGUCUGGAGGGGAACCCAUGUAUGAACGGAGGGACGUGUGAGAAGAACCGGUGCCUAUGUCCCAUGGGAUACACUGGAUUAUACUGCCAGCAAGAUUCACCUGUGCAGUAUGGAGCUCUCUUCCACAGUGGGGGAUACAUCGUUCUACCAAAACAAAUGUUCUCACGCAGCUCCCCAUCUGCCCCUGAAACCAUUGAAAUGGAGGUUCGCACAACAGCACUCAAUGGCCUCUUGCUCUGGCAGGGUGUGAAACACGGGGAAAGUGGAAAAGGAAAAGACUACGUCACUCUGGGACUCCAGAACGGGCACGUGCUCUUCAGUUACCAGUUGGGAAGUGGUGAAGCUAAUAUUCUCUCAGAAGAUCCAAUCAAUGACGGGGAAUGGCAUACAUUAAUUGCUGUGCGCGAGGGCAAGUCAGGAUAUGUCCAAGUGGAUGGUGGCAAGGUUGUGCAAGGAGAGUCUAAAGGUGACAAGGUCAUGGUGAACACCAGUGGGAGCAUCUAUCUGGGUGGAGCUCCAGAUGCCAAAUACUUCACAGGGGGAAAGUUCACAUCUGGAAUUACUGGCUGCAUCAGGAAAGUGGUCCUUGUAAAUAAACGACCUGGACAACAUCGGGUUCAGCCGGUUGACCUGCGGGUUCACGCUGAGGGAGGUGUAAAUGCUGAAGAGUGUCAAUCGUAGACAUUCACAUUCACUGAAGGCAAAGUAGAGACUUCUGGGGAGAGGUGCUUUGCUGCUAUUAAAUUGGAUUGUUUUCUGUUCUUUAAUGCAGUCCAUUUUAACCAAAAAAUCAUUGCAAUGUCAUCUAAUUCUAUUCUGAUGAAUGAAGGUUUCGACGACUUAGAUUUUGUACUACAACAGCCAUACAAGAACACACGCAUUAUCCUUCAAGGCUGAUGAUCCUAUGGAUUUAGGUUGCUCUAGCACUGAAAUUUGGAACAUAGGUCAACAAGAACAACUAGGAAUCUCUCUGCUACUGAGGUCUCUGGGUUUUAAGGCACACUGGCCCCUUUUGUCUCUACUUAUUUAUUCCCAGUUAAUUUAAGGAAAAGGUUCACAAGUUGGAUACCUGAAAGUUUUGUGUGGAAGUAUUGAAUGGCUGGUCCUCAUAGGAGCUUUAUCAUUGUACAUGAAAUUUUAAUAAUCUUAAUUGGUACCAAUGGCAGCCAUUCCAACUGACAGAAGUAACAUGGUUAUCAACUCUUCAUUGUGUAUCACUGACUUACCAAUUGUUCAGCAAUGCUAAAAUCCAAGAUUGUGCUGAAGCUUGGCUCUGGAUCCUCUGGUAUAUAUGUUGGAAUGACAGGUAUUAAGUGCAGAAGGGUUUAAUAGUCAGAAGAAGAUGAUUUGGAUUGCAAAGAAGUAAUGUCAGUGAAGGAUUAGGAGCUGGUUUCCCAAUAGAGAUCGAGAAGUUGUGAGUCCAAAUUCCAAAUGAGAAAUAGAAUUAACUGUAUUUGUUAAUUGAUGUGCUGUAAACAGGUUCAGUUGUGGCUUUGGACCUUGUCAGAGGCUUCUUCAUCCAAAGGUCCUGACUGCUCUAUCUCUAAAGCCCUUUACAAAGGCACUCAGUUCAAGGCAGUUAUAGUUUUAAAUAAAGGAAUUUGGCAAAUACCAGAGUUUAAAUCAACAAACCAUUAAAGGACAUUGCCUUCAAAGUAUUUAACUAGCUUUUCAAUAGUUUAUAUGUAUGGGAUGAGCUGCAUUAACCUGCAAGACAAUGUGAUUAAAGCUUUGACACCAAGCUAUAGCAAUGUCCCUUCAACUCACACCUCAGACACUUGCCAAUCUUCUGAUUGUUUCGAUGUUAAUCACUUCCUUUAGAAAGCAAAAAGGGGAAAAUAAUCCAGCAAAAUGGAAUCUUCUGAAUCUUGUUCUCUUUGGGAGUUGUUUUAUUAGUAUAAGUGGAAAUCCUGAUCUGAAUAGGCUUUAAAGGGAGAAGUGUUUCUGUUUUUUAAGCGAGGUACAGUGAAUGCAAAGGGCAACAUUAAAUUCAGUAUUCAGAUCCAAUCUUCCAGACAGGAGAGCUGUUUUUGAACUGUUGGUAAGGCAUUGCCAUAUAUGUAGCAAGGAAACAAUGAACCUCAGCUACCAAAAUACCAUCCCCAAUUCAAAUGCAAGAAUAUGUUCAGACUAAAUGAAAGAUUGAAAUUUUAUUUUUAAAAGUGUUCCUGUUCUGAAUUCAUUCAUUAAUUAACUAGCCAUCUUGUGAACCUUUUGUGAAAAUUGUUUGCUGGAGACAUAAACAGCACAGUUUUAUAGUCAAUGCUUUAUUAGAACUACUGAUAUCUCUCGCUCUCUUGCUGUCUUCUCCUCCCUCCAUCCUGUCUUGCUCUCUCUCUCCCCCACCCCAUCUUCCUCCCUCCCUAAGACAAAGACACACGCAACAUAUGUUAGUACUUAAUAUUUAUCUGUUCAUUUAAUUAUAUGUACAGCAUCCUUUGAAUGUUAUUGUAAUAUUUGAUCAUUUUCUGUGUUUCUUUUAAUCAAAGGCAUUCUCUUCCAUUAAUUGCAGUAUUAAUGAGAGCUGAUUCCUCAAUUAGAGAAUCAGUAUUUCAGCUACCAAUUUAAUAGUAUGUUACUAUAAAAUUCAGCAGAUUUGCAGCAACACUUUGAUUUUGUGUGUGCGUGGAAAGCCAUAAAGAAUUAAUAAUCUUACUCUUGUUAAAAUAGAAUAAUUUAUAAAGGCUUCAUUUUUCUUCGCAUUGUUGCUUGUUAGUGAGAUGCCUAUGGCUUCACAGUAGAAAGUUUCAGUAAUUAAUUUUCAUUCUGAUUUAGAAAGAUAUAUAUGAAGAAUUCCACUCCUAUAUUACAUCACUUUCACUUGAGCACUAAUGCUGCAGGCUAGAAAACAAGACUCACUUCCAUGGUCACUUUGAAAUGCUUCCUGGAAACUAAUUUCACUUCUGAUCCAGUAAACCUUCUUAGACAGAUGUUAUGUUUUAUUUUAAGUCAAUCUGAUGAGCUGACAGGUGGGACAGGGUUGGAAAAGGAGGGUUCCUAAAGAUAAAAGUAAGAUGUACCUGGGUCAAAGUCACUCUUCACAAAUCAUUGGAAGCCUAUUUUUUGUUGGCAGGUGAUACUGGCUGGUUCCAGAGUAAAAGCAGCAACAUAAUACAAACUUUCAACAAACAAACAAUAGUUUAAAAUGCUUUCCUAUAUUCUCUCACUGGGGAAGUAAUUCAUGUCUCCCCAGACAUUGUUACACAGAUAUGUAAAAUGCAACUUCUAACGAUUUUAAGCAUUUUGUUUAGCCAUAUUUUGUUAAUUUGAUUUCUUAGUUCCACUGUGGUUAAAGUGUACAGUGAAGCUGCCACAUGGAUAGGUAGUGUGUGGUAUUUGAUACAAUCAGGUGCUCUACGUGUGUUGAAAGGCAUCAUUUACUUUCAACACUUGGUCCCAGUUAAACUGAUGCAAUAAUUCUAUACUUUCUCACUGUGAUUUACCAUAAAUUUGUUGGCGGACUGGCUGCAGCCAGUGAGUUUGUAUAUUGUGUGUGGUACUUGUAGGUCAGUCCCUAUAACCAAACAAUGAAGAGAAAAUGUGAAUCAAGCAGAUAGAAGCCUGUGACUUUUAAGCAGAUUGAUUCCUUGUCUUUUUUAAAUAUGGAAAUGGGAGCAUUCGUCAUCCUCCAAAGCAUUCACUGGCAGAACUAAUGAUAAUUCUAACAGCCCGACUAGCCAUAUCCACAUUCUGUUUGUUGUAUUAACCCACUAAACAACUUUGAAGGAUAUACAGUAUUUUUAUAUGAUAAAGGCCUUGCAAUGUAGAUUGUUACAUCAAUUUAUAGUCCAUUUUGGAGGUGUUUUAGUGACCUAGGCAAUGGGAAGUAAGGAUAAAACUGAAGUAUUAAUUGAUAAUCUUUUCAAAGUUGAACAAAGUAAUCUCCAUACUUCCAGGCUUCUUUAAUUUGGAGUCAGUGUGAAUGUUAUUAAACAGUAAUUUAAUAGAGACAGUGAAAACCCAGUUGGUGGUCCAGAUGCACAAUAUAUUUAAAACUUCCUCUAUCAAAGGCAGGAACUGCUGCAAAGUUGUUAAACAACACAGACUGAGAGACCUGGAUUCAAGUCUGUUCUCUCCCAACCUGUCUCGAGAAACAUUCUUUUACUUAAGGGAAGGCUAAAGGUUGAGGAAAUUUAUUUAGUGUAGAUAAUGUGGUAAGUGCAGAUGCAGUUGACUUUAUUUCUGAAUCAUUAUGACUCUAUGACCAUCCCUUUAGCGUUGAGAGACAGUGCUGUAAAGCACACUGAAUGGCCAUUGAAGUUUUUACUUCCAGUAGACAAAGUAUUCGCUGUUUAAUAGCUUAAGGUAUCCCAUAAAACAGAAGUCCAGCAUGAGAAAUUUCUGGACUCAACACUGUUAGCCUCAAGAUGGAAAACUAUAUGAACUAUUCAAAAUAAAAAGAAAAUAGACUUAUUAAAAUUUGGCAGAUUUGAAAUAGUCUGUCUUCCACUCUGCUGCAGCUUGGCCAUAAAAACAAUUUAUAUCUCUAAAGUUAUUAUGCAUCUAACUCUUCUUGCUCCAUUGUUUUCCCCAAGCCAAAUCUGGCAACAGCUUGGCUUUCCAUGGUAUUGUGCUUUGAUCCAGGUGUCCACCUCUGUCUCUACAGCCCAUCAGUGUACUGCACCAUUUACUAUCAUCACCUCAACAGUUUACAAGCAAGGAGAAGCCAUCAGACUUAAAUCUGAUGACAGUCAUUCACGCCACACUGUUGUUUUACAUAGUCCGGUUCCAUCAGUUACACCCAGCUCCUACAUCGGGAGAGAAAUCUCAUUCCAUCACUGAUUGUUCCUGUAACCUGUUAGAAAGUCAUAGACACAGAAACAGACUAUUCCAGCCUGCUUUUCUGCCUAGAACUAUAAAUUUGCACCCAGACGGUAGCAGUCCAAAUCUCCUCAUCCAUGUACCCACCUAUCCAAACUUCUCUUAAAUGUGGCAAUUAAAACAGCAAUUAAAUUCCUCCCUCAGGUUCCACUUUGCUUUCUAAUUCUCGUCUCAUUCAACCUUGGGGGAAACGCCUGCAUGCGUUAACCCUUUCUACACUGCAUAUAAUGUUAUAUACCUUUAUAAGUUCUCCACUCAUUCCUCUACUCUCCAAGGAAUGAAGUCCCAACCCAUUAAACCAUCCCCUAUAACUCAGUCCCUCAAGUCCCAGCAACAUGGUCGCAAAUUUGUAAAUUUUCUCUGCAUUCUUUCAAGCUUAUUGAUACCUUACCCAUAGGGAGGUGACACAAAACUCCAAAUUUGGCCUCACCAGCAUCUUGUACAACUUCAACAUAACAUCCCAACUCCUGAAUUCAGUGUUCUGAUUUAUGGUCAAUGUGCCAAAAGCUCGAUUUAUUACUCAAUCUGCCUGUGUCCUCUCUACAGUGCCUUCAACUCUACAAUCCACCUACACACUAGGGGCAAUUUAGAGUCACGUAACUCAAUGACCUGCAUAUCUUUGGAAUGUGGGAGGAAACUAGAGCCUCAAGGAAAACCCACCCUGUUAAAGGAAGAAACACAAAUUCCUUACAGAUAUCACCACGAAGCAACUAAAGUCAGGGGAGAUGUAGGCUAGCCUGGUAAAAUAUGUGAAUAGGGAAGGAAUAGAUUUUUAAAGAGUUUUUAAGUUUCUCUACUUUGGAUUAGGUUAAUCUCUGGCUCAGUUCUAGCUAAUGAUAGAGCAAGUAGCUGACUAGCUGAAGUACUAUGGAAAACAAGCAGAACGUUGUGAGAACUGUUACUCUGAGUUUAGCAACGGUGGCCCUUGAUUUUUUUUUGCAACACAUGAUUCUAAUGUUGGACCUACCAAACUGCAAUUUUCAUGGCUCAUUCCAAGGUAAUGAGCCAGCUUCAGAUCUAUCCAUUUACUUCCCAAAUCACCACUUCUUAAUUUUGGACCAUCAAGUACAAAACUCCUACCUCAGUCACUGUGACAAGCGAGCACGGGAUGUGCACAAGGUGCUAACAGUCAUCUUUCAGGUUUUUAUCUGAGGUGUCCCAUUUUACCAAGAAUCAGUUACUUGUCAGUUUAAAAGUGUUCAGAAAUCAUUGCAUCCUUGGGCAUUUAUAAAGAGAAAUGCCCUGGAAAAAGUGCUCCUCGUGAUUAGAAAAGAUUCACUUUGGAGUGCAAUGAUAAAUAGGAUUGCGGAAAUUGUGGCAGAAACAGAGAGUAGGCAUAAGCUAUCUUUUUUUACACACAGCAAUAUAUUUGUUUAUUACAUCAGGGAAAGCAGAACAGGCAUAAAAGUGUAGCACAUCUGUACAAAGCUGUCACAGAGGGGUUGUAACAGUCUGGGUGGCAUGGCCUGGUGAGAAAAGUAACUGAUAAAGAGUUCAGAACUGUUUUAAGAUGUUUUUAAAAUAGUCCUGGCAACUAUAUAUCAAAAAUGCCAAUUGUUUGGUGCUUAAGCAGGUUCCUUGGGAUUUCCAUUUGAACCUACCAUUGCUGUCUGUGUUCAAUGCAUUUUAUUUAAACAAUAAAAGCUUUUUAAUUCA